Messenger RNA from Sphenostylis stenocarpa, 243 nucleotides. NCBI's taxonomy places the organism in Eukaryota, Viridiplantae, Streptophyta, Magnoliopsida, Fabales, Fabaceae. The record is from the annotation of a GenBank genome assembly.
AUGGAUGGGAACAACUACACUUCCUGGGCUGAUCAAUGGGAUGAUGGACCAGACCCUGUGACCGUUGGUUCCAAUAACAAAAAGAGCAGCGACAGCACCACCAAAUACAAGCAAAAGCUCGGGGAGGGUUUUGGCAAGACCAAAGCAGUGGCCUCCACCGGCGUGAAGAAGUUGAAGGAUGGUACAUCCGUUGGCCUUCACUGGAUCAAGACCAAGUACUCCAAAGCAACCCACAAACAUUAA